Messenger RNA from Heterocephalus glaber (naked mole-rat), 4937 nucleotides. RefSeq names its product cerebellin 3 precursor (gene Cbln3). NCBI's taxonomy places the organism in Eukaryota, Metazoa, Chordata, Mammalia, Rodentia, Bathyergidae. Gene Ontology annotation, molecular function: protein binding. Gene Ontology annotation, cellular component: synapse. Gene Ontology annotation, biological process: maintenance of synapse structure. The record is from RefSeq and is a predicted model, not a curated record.
CACCCGGUGUGGCGCCGGCCCGCGGCUCCGCCCCGCGCUCGCCCGGGAUCCCAGGCCCCGGAGUUCUGGGCGCUCUGCGCAGUUAUUUUCUCGGGGAGGAGGGGUCACUCGUUGGAAGUUGACCUCUUCGUGUGAGAGUGUGGAAGACCAAAGAGAGAAAAAGGGAUUGGUCCAGGGUCACAGGGUAAUGACCCUCUUGACCCAAGCACUUUGCACCAAAACAAUCAUGGGAAAGACAAGGGCACCCCCUCUUCCAACAAAUGGAAACAUCUCAGAAUGGCUGAGGAUGUGUGAGGGAGUUUGAAGAGGAGAGGCAUGAGAAGGAGGAAGGGCCUGCAGGAUACAGACAUCACACCACGUACACACCUCACCACACAUACACGCCACACCACGCACACACACACACAGUUCCCUGUGGCACCAGGACCAGCCUCGGGUGCCACCCCGGGCAGAAGGGCUGCCCUGGAGCUCUGCUGACCCUGGAUCUCUGCAUGAGCCCUCCUGUCCCGUCCUCAUUCCUUUUUUCCCUCCCAGGGCCCAACUGCUGUCACUUCAUGCUCUGCCAAGAAGGAGGGAACUGCAGUGACAGCGGGAGUAACUGAGUGGGAGGCAGGGCAGAGUCUGGGACCUAGGGAGGUAUGAAGAGGGAGGUGCCCAGGCCAGGUGACAGAGACCAGAGAGAGAGCAGUGGAGUUGGGUGAAGGGUGGUGAAAGCCGAGGCAGAGUGGAAACCAAAAGCAGCAGAAAAGGGGCAGAAGGCCGGGGUACUAGAGGCUGGCAGGGCACUCAGCCAUGUUGGGAGCAUCACGACCUGAGCUACCAAGUCCCUUACACAGCCUGGGGCUGCCUUUGGCCCUAGUGCUUCUAGCUGUGAGGGCUGGCUGGGCCCAGGAGGGGUCGGAGCCUGUCCUGCUGGAGGGCGAAUGCCUGGUGGUCUGUGAGCCCGGCCGAGCUGCUGCAGGGGGCCCAGGGGGCGCAGCUCUGGGAGAGGCACCCCACGGAAGAGUGGCAUUUGCUGCAGUCCGGAGCCAUCAUCAUGAGCCAGCAGGAGAGACCGGCAACGGCACCAGUGGCGCCAUCUACUUUGACCAGGUCCUGGUGAAUGAGGGUGGCGGCUUUGACAGGGCCUCAGGCUCCUUCGUGGCCCCUGUCCGGGGAGUCUACAGCUUCCGGUUCCAUGUGGUGAAGGUGUACAACCGGCAGACCGUCCAGGUAAGCCUGAUGCUGAACACAUGGCCCGUUGUCUCAGCCUUUGCCAACGACCCUGAUGUGACCCGGGAGGCAGCCACCAGCUCUGUGCUGCUUCCCUUGGACCCUGGGGACCGGGUGUCCCUGCGUCUGCGUCGGGGGAAUCUUCUGGGUGGCUGGAAAUACUCAAGCUUCUCUGGCUUCCUCAUCUUCCCACUCUGAGGGCUCACGCCUUUCAAAGACAGAAAUGUACCCCCUAAUUACUGCCUUUACCCUCCCUGUGCCCAAGACAGCAUCCUUGGGACAAGAAAGACAUCAUGCAGGUUGCCUGUAUCCCACCACCUUGCAUGAGACCCCAUGCCAAACACCCAGAGAAGAGAAUAGAAGAGAAGAGCUGUGGGAUCCCUUGGCCUGGCCCUUCUCACCCCACUCCCAUGCACAGGUUCCCUCCCAACCUCCCACUGCAUCUCUGUGCUGUAGCCCUAGGCCCAGGGCAAGGCUUGGCAGGGACGGAGGCCCACAGCACUACUUUGCAUUCCCUGCUUCUCCUGCUCUCCCAUCCCAGCUUCAUGCUCAGUGCUAUUUGGGGACAGGUGGCAAAGGUAAGCCUGGACAGGCUCCCACAGGGCCCAGAUGGACCAGCCUCAGAGAACCCUGCAGUCCUUCCUGUGGGCAGCGCCAGCACUGUGGAUCUCAGCCCACGCCACCGUAUGGUUGGGGCGGGAGGCUCAGCCUCCAGCAGAAGUGUGGGUAGGGCUACAGAGCAGUCCAGAGUCUGCAGCACGAAGGGGGCAUAUGCUUAGCUGGUGCAUAUUCUACAUGUGAGAUAUGAUCAUAAAAUAUGGAGAAUGUUUAAUUUUUUUAAUUAUCACAGUAAAAGACACAUUGUUAUUAAUCCCCUUCAAAAUACCCCACACACACACAUACACACACACAGCAAACACACUUAGCCCAUCAUUCUUGCCACUUUCUGAAGCAGUUCUGGGUGUCCUCUUUUGUGAGUGUCCUUUGUUGCACUUCAUGGCUACCUUGAUGUCCUAAAUAAUUGAUUCAAAACAUUUACUUUUCAUGGUCGUAUUUUCCACUAUGGAAAAGAGGCAGAAGUUGCCUAGAGCCAGAUUCGGUGAACAUGGAGGAUGAGGACAGUUUUUACGAGCCUGCCUUUCCGUUGGCCAGCACUAGGUGGCAGCAUUCACCGUACUUUUAAUCACCUCCCAUAAAGACACUCAAGAAAGAGGACUUUUUCGGAACUGGUUCAGAAAGUAGGGAGGACAAUGGGAUAUGUUAUGAUUUACUGCAAUAAUAUUUUUAAAUUCAAAAUUGACUGUGUAUUUUGAUAAACUCUUGUAUAUACCAGAAGCAGGGAUCCUGGCUGUCCAUUUGUGCCAGAUCCCAGAUGGACUCUGUCCUUACCUUCUACCAGAGACUUGAGGGUGUGUGUUUGCUCUAGCCACAGUAGAGCUGAGAGCUGGUGUACAGAGCUGGAGAUGGGAGUCGAAGGUCACACAGGGACCACAGAACACUUCAGUGACCAUGUGUCCUCUUGCUUAGCCAUCUCCUGAAACUGCUCUACUUUAGAAGUCUCAACUUCGAUCACUUCACAUUCUUACUGCCACCUCUUCCACUGAGCUUCUCACUGAGUCACCUUCCCUGUACCUGUUCCAGCCUGUCCCCAACACCUCGCUGCUUUCUCCUCAUCUGUGCUAUCAUAUUCUCCUUCUUAAGCUUCCUAGUACCUGGAAUUCCAUGAUUCAUCUCUUCAACUGCUCACCUGCCAGUAUCAUAAAUUCUCUGUCUCCUAUCCCACCAUUCCAUUGAUCCAUCAUGGAUGCAUCCAUCAAUACAUUAACUAGUGAACAGUAGUAGAUAAGACACCAGAGGCUCACUAGAGAGAGAGGAUGCAGUUUGAACCAAGGGCUACAGAUACAAGCCGGUAUGGUAUGUUGUUGAGAAAAUAUAUGUGAAAUUACAUAUUACAGUCAAACAAAAAGAAUUUAAUAAUGUUCACAUUAAAUUGGAAAUUCCAAUGUAAAUCUAUGGUUUAAAAAAAAAAAAAAUAGAAGGCCGGGGAUUUAGCUCAGUGGUUCCGGUGCCUGCCGCGCAAGCACAAGGUCCUGAGUUCAAUCGCCGGUACCAAAAAUAAAAAAAUAGAGCUGGGGAUGUAGCUCAGUGAUAGAGCACUUGCCUAGCACUGCCUAAGCACACAUGAGGCUCUUAGUUCAAGCACCAGCAAUACACACCACCACCACCAUGUAUGUAACGUUUUUGUGUGUAAAAGAACAACUUAAACAAAAUAGAUUAUAUGUGUCUCAUCUGCAAAUAAAGAGUUCAGGCAGAGCCGGGGAUUUAGCUCAGUGGUUUCACCGCCUGCUAUGCAAGCACAAGGACCCGAGUUCGAUCCCUGGUACCAAAAAAAAAAAAAAAAAAAAAGGGUUCAGGCAGUUCAGGCACCAACCCAGGGAGAUAGGAUAAGAAAUAUAGUCCUUAUUCCUGCAGCCACGUCCAGUUGUGAGUCAGCCAUUAAGGAAGAAAGGAAGAGUCCUCGCUUUGACAGCACAUAUACUAACAUAGGAAAAAAGGAAGAAGGGAUAUUGGGUGACUAAAAAUUUUUUGAAAUGUAAUUAUGCUACAUCAAUUUGUUAAUAUUGAUAAUAAAGUUGUAGUGCUUUCUAUUGCUGUGUAACAAAUUACAGCAAAGUCAGUGGCUUCAAACACCAUCUUUUUAUUAUACCAGUUUCAGCAGUUUGAAGUCUUGCAGAGCAUAACUGGAUUAUCUGCUCAAGGUUUUACAAAGUCAAAAGCAAGGUGUAGUAGUCAAGGCUGCCUUCCUUCCUAGGGUGGAAGAAUCCACUUCCAAACUCAUUUGGAAUUCAGUUUCUUGUGGUUAUAGAACUGAGAUUCCUAGACUCCUCUACUUUCCCAGCAACAACUGCAGCCCAGGCCUCUCUCAAACUUUGAGUCCCUCUGACCCAACAUUCUGCCACAUCUCUCUGACUUAAAUGGAGAAAGUUCUCUGAGAUUAAGGAUUCAUGUGGUUAAAUUGGGCCCUCCCCAAUAUCCAGAAUAAUCUCCCUAUCUUAAAGUCCAUAACCUGAGUUCUUUAUGCCUUUUGCCACAUAAAAUAACACAUUCACAGGUUCUAGGGAUUAGGACAGGGACAUGUCUGAUGCAUCUGUGUAUCACAGUCUUUAACUCACAGAUGACACCUCCUAGAGAAAAAGCAUGCAGUACAAUGCACUAAAUGCAUGGAAAAUGUGCAGCUUGGAAAUUCCUAUGAUAUGCCAGAUACAUACUGGCUCAGAUUUUAAUCAUCUUAAAAAUCAAAUCUAUUUUCAGGUUCCAAAUAAGAAUUCAUUGAUUAUUCUAACUUUUCAUCAGCACUGAUUUGAUUUGAGAUGAUGUUCUUCUGUCUGACAGCCAAAUUCAAGAAUUGUUCUGAAGUGAGAUAGUAUCCAUCUCUAGAGUCAACACCCACUUUUAUAAUGGACUUAAGUAUACUUUAAAAUUUGUAUGAUCUUUGUAAUGAUGGCUUUGAUUUACUGAAAUGUAUGAACCUUUUAGUGGACUUGAUAUAUUAGACUGCAGGGUCAAUUGAAAUGUUUAGGAGGAUUUGAUUAAAUUUGUAAUCAGCGUUAAAACAAUUUGACUUGUUUAGUUUGUUCGUUAUUUAAAUAGGGUUUACAUGCUUAGACAGUUUUUGCUUAAGAAGGUUUGUGAAACACGGAGAUUAAAUAAUAAAUAAAUCACAA